This is a messenger RNA of Bufo bufo (common toad), 1161 nucleotides long. RefSeq names its product amine sulfotransferase-like. The transcript has 7 exons. Gene Ontology annotation, biological process: sulfation. Gene Ontology annotation, molecular function: sulfotransferase activity. NCBI's taxonomy places the organism in Eukaryota, Metazoa, Chordata, Amphibia, Anura, Bufonidae. Gene Ontology annotation, cellular component: cytoplasm. The record is from RefSeq and is a predicted model, not a curated record. Bases 7 to 996 code for a protein of 329 amino acids.
UUAGUAAUGAAAGCAAUAGCAUUCAUCCAGCUCAGUCUACGAGUGCAGAGCAGGAAGAGCAUACAUAAGAAGCAUCAUCUAACGAUGGACAUUAUUACUCCAGUUUUACGGGACUCAAAUCUUUACCGAUAUAAAGGGUUCUGUUUUUUUAAAGAAUUUAUGAAACCAGAGUUUAUAGAGUCACUGCAGGACUUCAAAAUAAGAGACGAUGACGUAUUCAUGAUUACAUAUCCAAAAUCAGGAACUAUUUGGACACAACAGAUUCUAAGUUUAAUAUACAGUGAAGGGUACAGGAAUGGAACAGAGCAAACAGAAACUUCAAAAAGAGUGCCAUGGAUUGAAUUUCAGUUUCUCAGUAAGGAUCCAAAUGAAGACCCUAACAGUCGUCCCUCUCCUCGUUUGUUUGCAUCACAUUUGUCAUCUAGAUUUGUACCACAGGGACUGAAAAAUAGAAAGGCAAAGAUUAUCUAUGUAAUGAGAAAUCCAAAGGAUGUUAUAAAAUCUCUAUAUCAUUUUGAAGCCAUGGCAACCUAUGCUGAGACCUCUCCAGAUUUUGACCACUUCUUUCAAAAGUUUUUAGAUGGUGAUGUCUUUGCUGGUAGCUGGUUUGAUCAUGUUCGAGGAUGGUACACUCAUAAAGAUUAUUUCAAAAUCCUUUUCAUAAAGUAUGAAGAUAUGAUCAUGGAUCUGCGUUCUGUUGUCCAACAAAUGUGCAUAUUUUUAGGGAAAGAAUUAGAUAAUGAAUCUAUAGACAUUGUUGUGAAACGAGCAACAUUCAAUGAAAUGAAAAAUGAUCCUCUUGCAAAUAAAGAAAAUAUGCCAGAAGAUUUUUUUGAUUUUAAGAAUGGGAAAUUUAUGCGAAAAGGUACUGUUGGAGACUGGAAAAAUGCCAUGACUGUAGCACAGAGUGAAACAUUUGACCGUAUCUUUCAGGAAAAGAUGGGAGAUUUAGAUCUACACUUUACCUGGGACAUCAAUGAGAAAAGGUCCUUAUAGACAAACCUCCCAUGUAGUUUUUUGCCAAAGUUAAAAGUGGAUCAAAAAGGAAUGGGAAAUAUCGAACUUUCCUUACUGUCCUGUUUACUGUGCUCUACUUUGUUUGGGUAAAUUUGUACCAUUUUAGGUUAAAAUUAAAGCUAUGUACAAAUUUGAAUAUUCUUU